Molecule: messenger RNA, 558 nt
Organism: Oppiella nova
Lineage: Eukaryota; Metazoa; Arthropoda; Arachnida; Sarcoptiformes; Oppiidae
Source: the annotation of a GenBank genome assembly
CGGUCGUUCGUCGCGGCCACGAAAACGCGGCGCAAACAGCAGAUCGAGUUAGUGACCAAAGCUCUGCAGGAGGAGGAAGACAAACUGCGGGAGGAGAGGGAAUGUUACCGCAUCUCCGCAGUGCCCGUCCACUUGCAGGCCGCCUACGAGCCCGCGCUCUUCCACACAGUGGAAGAACACGAGGAAGACGAGGACGAGGAGCGGGCGCCGCAACACAACAUUCAGUUGGCGCAAUCGGUGUUCCCGUCGAGUCUGUGUUCGGCGGCCGUCACGAUCAUCAACCUGUUGGACGACCCUCAGGUGAACGCCGAGGGGUCGGCCGUCUACGAGGUGGCCUACAAAGUGGUCUGGCACUGUCUGGUCGAGGACUCGGCGCUCUUCCUGCGCCACUUCCUCGAACGCCUCACUCGCGACAAACAGUGCGACAUCUUUCAGAUUCUUCGGCGACUGAUUCGCUUCGUGCCGCGACUUCCCGCGCAGGCGGCCUUCACGCUCUACAACUACCUGAUCGGGUUCGUCAUGUUUCACGUGCGGGCGCCGGUAGAGUCGUCGCAGGAA